GCCGGGCCGGGGAACAUGGCGGCGGGCGCGCGGCGAGCCGGGCUGGGCGCCGCGGGGACAGCGCUGCUGGCCGCCGGGCUGGCGCUGGCGCUGAGCCCCUCCGAGGUGGGCAGCCCCGGCGAGCAGCGGGGCCACGUGCGGGUCCUGAGCGCCGCCAACUGGAGCCUGGUGCUGCAGGGCCAGUGGAUGGUGCAAUUUUAUGCCCCUUGGUGUCCCUCCUGCCAACAGAUUGAAGCAGCAUGGGAGAAUUUUGCAAAAGGAAGUGAACAUCUAGAUAUCACUGUAGGAAAAGUGGACGUCACUCAAGAACCAGGUUUGAGUGGCCGUUUUUUUGUCACCACACUUCCUACUAUUUACCAUGCGAAGGAUGGCGUAUUUCGCAGAUAUCGUGGCUCAAGGACGUCCGAAGACCUUCGAGGCUAUAUCCUAGAGAGAAAAUGGGAAGCUGUAGAGCCCGUAGCUGGAUGGAAAUCCCCAUCUUCUAUAAUGAUGCAUGGAAUGGCAGGUCUUUUUCAUUUCUCUGGAUGGAUCAGACAAAUUCACAGCUACUUCACAGGCACUCUUGGAAUUCAUGUCUGGGGUUCUUAUGCAAUCUUCAUUUUAUCCACCCUGUUGAUUGGCCUGAUCCUGGGUUUGAUAUUGGUUUUGAUUGCAGACUGCCUUUGCCCUUCCAAGCGUAGGUACAGAGAAGAAACAUCCGUAGAGUUGAUUGAAAGGGAGAAUGCAGAGCUUACAGCAGUAGAAGAGGUGGAAGAAGCUGAAGAGUUUUCAGCAAAUGAGUUAGAAGAGGCUGCAGAGGAAAAGGAAGACAUUUCAGAUGGGGAAGAUGGAGCCAAAUCAAGUGAAGAGGCCAAUUCAAGUGAGGAUGGCUCAGAAGAGGACUCUGCCGUUGAUGAAGGAUCAGGGACAGAAGAGACAGAAGACAUCUGUGAACAACAGCCAACUGAUUCGGAGACCCAAAGCUCAGUACGGCAACGUAAAAGCCAGGUGGCUGACAAUGGACUAUAGUUUCCUUGGUGUUUUCCAUAAACUCGGACCAAAGAAAUAUCUGGGGCCCUUCUGGUCUGCAGCUGAAGCCAAACACUUGAUUUGUAAUUUGUGUUUACGUAAAACAAAACCUCUGCUCUCCAUCAGUUGGCUUCUUUCUUCUUUCUUUUUUCUAAGCCAAUGUUUGCUCAUAGACUUUCAUUUUUAUAAGCACGCCUUUAUAUAUUAUGUUAGCCAUGACAAUCAAAAUCAUAAGUAUGAUUUGAUCUGCUUAGAGACUUAAGGAGUCGGGGACAUGACCACGGGGAUGAAAGACUUGGUAAUGAGAUGCUUGUUGUUCAUGCUUGUGUUCCUUUAUAGACACUGCUCUAAGCAGGAUGAGGCAAGAGAAUUUGAAUUCACAAACCUCAAGAAGUAACUUAGCAGGAGUCUUGAUUUCCUUUUCUUUCUGUCUGAAUAUGUUCCUUAAAUGCCAUAAGACCAUCAGGCACAUCAUAAAACAGCAGACAGAGGCAUCUUAAUUGUCUUCCAUUAAAACAACUUUGUGUUUGGUGAUUUUGCGUUCAUCAACUCAACUGAAGCACCUUCAUUAUGUUGCUUUUUUUCUCGUUUUUUUUCUGCUGAAUAGUUAUUUUGAAACUAUGCCAUAAUAUUAUAACAGUGACUAGUUUUAUUCUAUGCUUGAAGAGCACCAAAGCUUCUCAACUGUUGAUUAUUCAAAGGCAUAGUGCACAAGUCAGUCUUAUAUCAGCUGGUGAUUUUAAUCAUUUAAGGGGUUUAGAUCAUCAAAAACCUUCGGCUAUGGAACAUAAACAAGUAGAUGCUUAAAAUGACAUUUUUGAACCUUGGUGGUUGAAAGGGAAAUGAUUUAGUGAGAGCAAGGAAUUUUUGCCAAAGUGUAGCCUUUUUCCUUUAAGAUGUUGCAGUGAGAAGUAAUUGUGUCUAAGACAGUAAAUGCCAUAUUUCUCACCAGUACAAGCUAGUCAUAUACAAAGAACUUCAGUAUUAUUUUUUUGCUGUUUCCAACCCAGAGUAGUUGGCAGUCAGAACUGCUUUAGUAAUAUUAACUGAAAAAUCACUUCUAGUUUCACCUCUAGUGUGCUGGCUUUAAUGAUGGAAGUAGUGGGAAAAACACAUCAGGAAAUGAAAGAAAUAGUUUUUGGUUACACGGCUAUCUUUUGUCUACAUAGACAUGCAUCUGUCAAAUUGCACAAAGUGGAAAUGGCUCAUUAGCUAAUCUGCUGACAACACCUCCUGCUGUCGAGUUUAUUCAAGAAAUCCGCAUUUUAUUCAUUUUAAUUGGCAUGAUUUAUAUUAAGAAUUUUUUUAAAUAACCACAUCCCAUUAAGUGAAUGAAUAUCUGAAGGAUAAUCCUGUACAUUCCCACUUUGGCAGCAUGCUGAUCCAGAUUGCACGAUAAGAAGCAGAAAGGUUGUUUCCAUCUUUCGUACUGCAUAUUUAAUUACCAUAUUGCAUAAACCCGGCCAUCUAACAUUAGUCUCUUCAUUUCCUUUUGUGAGGAAAAAGGAGUAUUCUGUGAGAUUAAUAUGGUUGCCUCCUGGUGUUAGAAAAGGGAUAUUACCAGUGCAUAAAGGUGAUUUCUUGGAGACAAUCAGUCUUGACAGGGCCAGUUUAUAUCUGUCUUGGGGGGAGUUUUACUGUUAAUGCGAAGAUUUUAUUUAGCAGAAAGCAAUCUAACUUACAGUGUCUCGCUGUUUUUUAAAUGUUUCCAAAUGUACAACAUUUGUUAAUCUAGUAUAAAUCCGACUGUCAUAGGGCCUGAUUCUGGUCUGUUGUACAAGUGUAAAGCAGGUGUAACUUCACUGAACUCUUGAGCAUAAAGGAGAUCAGAAUUGGGGCAGUGCUUCCUUCUGCAUAUACUCAGAUAUUUAGACUGUUCAUACGGCCAUGAAGAUUAGACUCUUUUCUCCAGCACUUAGGAUUAUAGAUAGAUGCAGCGAAAGUUCUUAGAUAUGAUGGAAAUUAAAUUGUUGCAAUGCACUAAAAUGAGAACAGAUGGCUUGGCUUGCCUGGACACAGUCCCCUAAACUUUCAGAAGUGGUGCUAAGCUGUGCAGCCGAGGUCCAUUGUCUUUAAAGCGAUACAGUCAAUGUAAAAAAUUACUUUUUGCCUACAUCGGUUGCAAGAUUACUGUAAAUGGAAAAGAUUGGGGGGAGAAAAACCAUGGUCGUGCAUUUAACAGAACUGUAUACUCUAUUUCACGAUUUCCUCUAUGUAGUCAGUUUUCCUUGUGUGCGUCGGUAAUUCAGACAGCCAGAUGGGAAAAUAUUUUAAGAAUAGGAAAAUAUUAAAAUCACCAAAACUGGCUAGGACAAGCAGACCAACUGUCAUAUCUUCAGUGACCUGACUAGGAUUCAAGUUGAUGACAUCUUCAGUGAGUCAUGGAUUUAAAACUCUGCUUGACCCUGAAAAUAUAGGGGAUUGUGUCCAUCAGGAAUUCAUUGAAAACAUUGACUUGUGUUGUAUAAAAAGAAAAGGGCAUUUCCUACAGAGUAGAGUCCUGAGUUGUUCCCAAAAAAGAUUUGGAGGGAGAGAAAUGUCCAUAUUAAAAAUGUCAAAAAGUGAUGGCAAAGAUUUAAAAAAAAUUAAGAGCUUAAAGUUGGCCUCAUAAAGUCUUCUUGAGGCAUCUAAAUUAGAGGCCUAAUUUUCAAAAGUACAGAGCAUCUAGCACCUCCUAGUGACUUCAGUGCAGGAUGCUAGGUGUAUAGCCUUUAAAAAAUCUUCCUCUAGCUUAGCUGCCUAAGAAUUAAGUGAGGAGUAACUUUAUAGGCACCUGUUUUUGAAAAGCUUGACAUCCCGGUGUUGAAAAAUCUGUUAAUCUUGCGAAAAGUUACACCUCUGUUUGCGUUAACUAAGAGAUCUUAACAAAUUAUAUAACAAGCUUAUUGCCAUACAAGAUGCAGGGAUUACAAGAUGUCCUGAGAAACAGCAAAACGUUAAUUACAUAAGCUAAUUUCUGGAGUCCCUUCUGUUCAAGUAACUCCCGUUGAAGUCAAGGAGCGUGUCACAUGUUGUUUCAGCUUUGGGCUGUAGAAAGCGUUCAGUGAAAACUGAAGUCUAAAGAAGACAUGAAAUCUCAAUUCUGUUGUAGAUGAAGGGACAUAAAGCAAGUGAGACUUGUGCCUGAACAGCAGAUCUUUAGGCACGUAGCAAAUGGCAGCUGUUCAUCUCCCCCCUAGUUACGUUUUGUGUGAAUCUGACAUUCUGUUUGAGUGAUGAUACAUUCAUUUUAAGGUGUUUCAAACAUCAGGCCCCAUAUAUGUUGGCCCCUUUAUUUCCACACUCCCACUAAUAAGGAAGAUUAGUGCUAACUUUGGUUUGACAGUUGAUCUCUUGUAUUGCAAAUGGAGUUGAAGUACAGUGGGUCUGAAUAUUGUAUUUAUAGAACACUUCAAUUCUCAAAGUGCUGUACAGACAUUAAUAACACCUCCUCAGCUUUAAGAAUGUCAUUUUUCUUUGUCAAAUAGACUUGCAACAAAACAGUAGUGACUCUUGGCUCAUGGAGGAAAUCUACUGUUUGGCUUAAGUAACAGGUGGUAUUAAAGGGCAUUAUAAAGGGCAGAUUUCUCCUUAAUGAUUGAUGUGGUAACCGUGCAAUAAUAGCAGUGUCAGUCCUGAAUAAUAUAUGGAGGGCUUAUACCUUCUCACUGAAAAAUGUCUUCUUAACCUUAAGUCAUGUUAGUAUAGUACUGAAAUGUUUACGUCAGUAUUAGACUUGCAAUUUUAGCAUCGUCUGUGUUUCUGGAUUAUUUAAAGGAUUAAUACCUCUCAUUUGUGCCAACUGAGAAGACCGUUUGUCAUCUCAUCACCUCCGUCCUCUGUUCUGAAUCAUGUCACAGAAGUAGAAUUUGUCCUUGCAUUUGGAAUAUAAACAAAAUGUCUUUUGAAAAGAAGCUGUUGUUCACACAGUUGGCUGAAAUGGUUUGAGUAAAUGUAGCACCGUUAACGCUGGUAAGAUCUGCUGAUGGGGAAGGCAGACUUUCAAAGGGUGACUAGUGAUUUUGGAUUCCCAGUUAUGAGACUUACUUUUCAGAGACUGGUGCCCAGCAUGUUCUGGAAAUCAGACCCCCUGAAAGUGUCACAACAUGAAUAUCCAAAAAGUGAGGCAUCCACAAACCAACAAGUCAGUCUUGAAAUGUUAAGGCUACAUUUCUAAAGAGGGAACAAAUGAAGCUUUGCCUUUUCUACUUAUGCUUCCGAUAACGUUUCAAGUGAAAUACUAACCUGUGUAAAUCUUCGACUAUAAUUACUCUGUUGGACAACAAUUUUUGUUACAUGGCUUUUUCAUGGAAAUGUUAUGCAAAAUUACUUUUUAUACUAAAAAUUCUGCGAAUUUAAGCCAUGGGUAUUUGUACUGGAAUUCCAUAUAAAUUUUUUUAUUUAUGA
Molecule: messenger RNA, 5394 nt
Organism: Trachemys scripta elegans
Lineage: Eukaryota; Metazoa; Chordata; Testudines; Emydidae
Gene: TMX4
Product: thioredoxin related transmembrane protein 4
Exons: 8
Coding region: 16-1008 (330 amino acids)
Source: RefSeq, a predicted model, not a curated record